CUGGCAAAACAACAAAACGCUUAAUCAAUAAAAACAUAAAAUUAGUGCGCGAGAAGCAUGCAGCAGGAGCAGCAACAACAAUAACAAUAAUUGGCAACAAGCAAUUUGCAAAUUAAUUGGCUCCACAAAAAAAAACCCAAAAAAAAAAACGGAAAAAUCUUCAAAAAUAUAAAGUGUCCUGCACAGUUUGCGAAAAAAAGCAACAAAAGAAAAACUGCAGUAAUAAUCGCAUAAACAUAUAGAAAGCUUAUAUAUAAAUACACACACAUAUAUACCUACAAAUAUAUCCAUAUAGUAUAGAAGGGAGUCGAGAGCGGAAAUCGGGUCAAAAUGUACAAAACGAUACGACAUGGCGAGAACAGUUUGCAAUACACGAUAUUGCCGCAGAACGAUGAUUUUCGCAUCGAAGGCAAGCAGAAUCGCCUGGCAGCGUCCUCGUCAUCCUCAGCUUCAUCCUCGGCAGCAGCGGGAGCAGGAGCAGCAUCCGCUUCAGCGUCAUCGUCGUCGUCAUCGUCGUCCGCCAAUUGCCACAAACGGAACGCUGGAGCGCCACGCAAACGUCGCACAUUCUUUGCCUAUUUGGGCUUGAUCUUUGUGUGCACCGUCAUCAUUGGCGCCGUGCUCAUACCGUUCCUUGUCUCGGCCGAGUGUUUGCCCAGUCCCACAGAAUGGUUCCUCAAAACGAAGGCAGCGUUCACGCACAGCGACAGGCAACAGCAGCAGCAACAUGGCACAGCAACCACAGUUGCAGCUGUGGCCUCCCCAUUGGGUGCUGCAAUGCUUGGCCAGAAUGUGGGUAAAUCCGUGCAGAUUGUGAAUCGCAAUGGUGUCGAGCAGUUCAUUCUGAAAGUCAACAAGACCAUGCCGAGCAACGUCAGCAACAUCUCGGCAACAACACCACCAGCAGCCGAAGCUGCUGUGGCAACAACCUCUUCGAGCACAACAACCACUACAACAUCGACAACAACAACAACAACAAGCACCACAGCAGCAACAACAACAUUGGCAACGGAACAGGCUGCUGCAGCUGCAAUGGCUGCUGUGGCAAGCACACCAGCAACGAUAACAACAGUUGCCACCGCUGCCCCACCAUCGCUGCGUCACUUGCCCGCCACAAUUACCACGCGCAUCAUUCAAGUCCCGCUGCUCAAGUCGGCGGCCAAGAAGCCCAUAAUGCCGCCCGUGCUUGCCAAGACGCAGAGCAACUCCCAGCAACAGCAGCAGCAACAACAACAACAGCAGCAGCAGCAGCAGUUGCAACAACAGCAACAACAACAGCCUACUAGCAACACGGAUGUGGCACAGAAUAAGAGCAAUAAUGCUUGGAUGAACACGCAUUGGGCAUAUAUUGAUCCAUCCACCUAUGUCCAGUGGUCGGGCUACAAGGCUGAGGAUAGCGUGCUGUUGCCCGCCCUGCUUGGAUUUGCACUUAUUGGCAUGAUUCUAAUUAUAACGGUCUGCCUCGUGGCACGCAACAAGCGCACCAUCGUCUCCUCGGUGCGCAAGCGAAAUCGUAACGAUAUCGAGGAGCAGGGUGCCGAGGAUAAUGCCACACUCCUCACAACAACAAAUCUGUCCGACGAUGAUUAAAUAGAUUAGAUAUAUACAUAUAUACUACUGCGAGUAAUUUGCAAUCUGUGCGUGUGCCCCAUAUAAUAUUUCAUUUACCAUUUCCACGCUUUUUGAUGUUGCUUUUCUCUUAUUUUUAUUUUAUUUACUAUAUGUAUUUACAUAUUUUUAUGAUAUAUACAAGACAUAUACAGGCAUCUAUAGAUAUUAUAUUAUAUAUAUAUACAUAUAUACAAAAGCUUCAUCAUAUUUAUGUGCAUGUGAGUUGAAUUAUCUCCAGCAAAUACGCAAAUAUAAGUCCCAAGAUUUGUUCCGGAAUAACAUUUUUUUUUGUCCGUCGAAAAUUAGUAUUACAAGUAAAUGUUUUGUGUAUUUGUUGGUGAUAAAUUUGCACUCUGAAGCAUAUUGUAUUAAAUAUCCGAAACUUUUUCGAAAAUGUUGUCCAAGCUAAGCUACGCGUAAACUAAAAAAGAUAACAAAAAAAAAAAACUCAAAAAAUAAGACAUUUAACGACAGUCAA
This is a messenger RNA of Drosophila nasuta, 2089 nucleotides long. RefSeq lists its product as uncharacterized. NCBI's taxonomy places the organism in Eukaryota, Metazoa, Arthropoda, Insecta, Diptera, Drosophilidae. The transcript has 3 exons. The coding region runs from base 331 to 1590 and encodes 419 amino acids. The record is from RefSeq and is a predicted model, not a curated record.